AUGGUUCAACACGGUACAAAGGAGGAGGCGUUACUGGGUAUCAGCAAGAACAAGGACAGUCGCUUGACUCUUCCAGGAUAUGGUCGACCGCUGGACUAUGCACCGGUGGAGAAAAACAUCUAUGGCGUGGAGGCCCGGAGCAUGUUCCCGUCUGCUCUAGAUGACCGCGACAUCGACAAUGGAUACACGGACCUGUCUGUUUUAACACUUCGAGAGAAAGAAAUGGUAAAAGUAAUGGAGGAUAUCACCGAUAUCCCCCAGUGGUGGAAAAAGAUCUACGAACCUGGAACAUCAGAAGCGUGGAAAAAGAUGGCCCUGAACAAAGGCACAGACAUCACACAAAAUAUGGCCGAUUGGAUCAUCGAAGAGCUGAAAUAUAAAGCCAUGAUAUAUGAAGAUACCAACGCUAUCUCACUGUACAAUGGAGAUAUCACCAAAUCCGACUCCAGCGUGUCUGAUUCACUCAUUCAAGAUUUGAAAAAUGCGGUCAAGAUCCUGGAGUACGAUGAGCCUGAGCUCCAAUUUUACCACCCAGGCAGUAUGGGCAAGCAGCGAGAUCUGCUCGCGAUGGCAUUAUACCCCCUCGUAUACGGCAAGAGUCGCAUCCUUCCAGACCGAAUCAUUGGUCUUAACGAGGCAUUACACCACGCCGGUCAGGGUGAAGUCAUCCCCGUCCCCAAAGAGAACGGAAUCACCAGGGAGGACAUCGCCUGGCGCGUCACGGAUCGAGCAGACAUCCAAGUACGGCCGUAUAGCCGACACUACCAGAUCCUCCCGUCGGACUGGGAACUGGGUGAUGACGGUCGAUGGCACAUUGCAACGUACAUCAAUAACCUCCACCCAGUGAAACACCGGGGUAUAUACAAGACCAUCGAAGAUGUAUUCAACUGCAUGAUCCCACAGUUCAACAUGUCCAUGACACCGCUAAAAGACAUGCUCCACUCCCGCGCACGUAUCGAAUACCAAAAGGCCGAGUACUAUCCAGUAUCGAAGGAAGUUGCCGACUCGGAACCGCAGAUUCAGCCUAAAGAGGCACAGAGCGAGUUCGAUGAGCGAGAUGAACAGUGGAGGAUGGAGAAUUACCGCGCAGUCCAGCCUGACGCGGGCCGAUUCAUUCCCUGGGCUGUGCCUACGAGUAUGAUGGCUAGGUUGCCGGAGGAUCUGCCCAGCGCGGUGCGCAUCGAGCAGCCAGUCAACCUCAACAAGAACUACAAAGAUCGUGGACUGCAGGUGAUCACUCGAAUUAUGGGUAUUGACCUGAUACCCGAGGAUCCUUUCUACCAAACAGACUGGCACGUCGAGGGCAAGAUGAACGAACAUAUCUGCGCAGCAGCUUUCCUGACAUUCGACUCCGACAACAUCGCGGAUGCGAACAUGGAGUUCCGCAACAUAAUCGAAAUCGGGCCGCUCGCAGACGUCGAGCACGAACCAAACGACUUUGUCUGGCUCCGACAAGUCUUUGGCCUGGAAAAUGGCGAGCCGGCCAUUCAACACUCGGGCUCCAUCAAAUGCUCAACCGGCCGGACAGUCAUAUUCCCCAGCAUGGUGCAGCACAGAUACACGGGGUUCGAGCUUUUGGACAAGACGAAGCCCGGUUACUUACACGUACUGGUGUUCUAUCUGGUUGAUCCUAAUAUUCGAAUUAUCUCGACAGCCAAUAUCCCGCCGCAGAGGCUGGAUUGGACGCUUGAUCUGACGGAGGACGGGACCGAUUCCACCGCUGCUAUGGCGAAAUUGGCGCUUGAUAACAAAGACAAAAAGGGGAACAUGCCCAUGUCUUUGACUGAGGCACUAGAAUACCGAGUUGAGGCCUUGGAGGAGUUAGUUGAGUUUAUGCGGUAUCAGCAUGUUGCUUUUGAGUCUAAUAUCCUAAUGUUGUAG
Penicillium cinerascens is the source of this 1881-nucleotide messenger RNA. Its product is annotated as DUF4246 domain-containing protein. The record is from RefSeq and is a predicted model, not a curated record. The transcript has 4 exons. Lineage: Eukaryota; Fungi; Ascomycota; Eurotiomycetes; Eurotiales; Aspergillaceae. Bases 1 to 1881 code for a protein of 626 amino acids.